AUGCUUCAGCAGCAGCAGACCAUCGAUCAGGCGCAAGCCAACACCAGCGUCGAUAUCAGCGCGAAGAAUGUCGUAUCCCAGCAACCAGGCGCCAAAUCUAUGUCGCUUUCGGGAGAGGACAAUAACCCCAUGCGUCUUCGCGGUGGAGAUGGCCAUCACCCCGUUGUCGCAUGUCUCUGCAUAUGCUGUAUAUGCUGUGGAUUGGAGGAGCUUUGCUGCCUAGAGGCGAUCGAUGACUGCUUCGCAAUGUGUUGCUAG
Molecule: messenger RNA, 258 nt
Organism: Serendipita indica DSM 11827
Lineage: Eukaryota; Fungi; Basidiomycota; Agaricomycetes; Sebacinales; Serendipitaceae
Source: the annotation of a GenBank genome assembly